AAGAUGGGGGUAGGUGCUCGGGCCGGCUGGGCAGUGCGUGUGUGUGACAUUGUGGGUCCGAUGACAUUGGGUGUCUACGGGGGUGGGGGGCUCCGGGGACUCUGCACUCCGGAGCCAGGCCUGCGGGACUUUGUGAGCCGGCUGACCGGGCCGUCCGUGUGACUGUGCCGCUGACGGGAGGGUGUGCAGGCCGCCUGGGCCUGCGGGGGUCUGUUGCGUAUGUUGGCUUUGUGUGCGGGGUCCGCGGGAACAUGGCCCAGCCCUCAGUACUUCAAUCUGACCUUGUGCGGUUCCGUGCUCAGUCCUGUGUGCGUGUGUGCGCCUGUGCGCGUGUGCCUGGGUGCAUGUGUGCAUGUGCGUGUGCAUGUGUGCAGUACUGGCUCUGCUAGGCCCUGUCAGCACAUUCUGCCUGUGGUUGUGUGACUGCAGUUGUGUGUCUGUCUGCAUUUGCAGUAUCUGGGUGUGUCUGUGAGCCUGUGUUUGUGUGUCUGGGGUGUUAGCCAGGGUGGGGACAGGUCCAGGCUGUGAGAUGGACAGCCAGGUGACCUAUCUUUCUCCUUCCAAGCUGGCGGGGGGGAGGGCUCUGCAGUGCAGUGCAGCCUGGGGCUGCAGGGUAUGUGUCUAGCCCCUAAUGGGGGGAGCAGACAAAGACGGGGUGCUGAGGGAGAAGGAAGCACAGAGCAAUGGCAGGGAGACAGAGUGUGGCUGAGAGUAUACGUGUGCAAGUGCAUGUUUGAGGGGAGAGCAUGCAUGCCUGGCUAUGCCCUUGCUUCCGUGUCCAUGUGUCCUUGUCUGUCUGUGGGUCUCUCCAGCAGAUGCCACCUCCUUCCCUGGCUGACCACCUGACCCCCACUGCAGCCCUGGAUUCCUCCCUGUGUGUCUGGGAUGGGGAGUGGGAAGGGGAAGGAGGCGGUGGGUUGGGGUAGCUGGAUGAAGAGGGAGGGGAGAAAGGUGGCAGAGGAAGGUUGAUGGGCCUAGGGAUGGAGAUGGGGGUGGGGCUGCAGAUCUGUGGACCGUGGUGAUGAGGGGGAAUGGGGAGAAGAAUUGGGAGGGGGAGGACUAGGGAGAGAAGGUGGAUGAGAGAAUCAGUGAUGGCUUCCAGGUAAGUGGAAUGGAGAAGGAGAAGCUGUGGGCAGAUUGGGGAAGGGGGGUGAAGCCAAAUGCCUUAGAGAAAAAAGGAAGGGGGGGCGGUUAGGAAAAGAAGAGCCGGGGGAGCAGCAAAGGUGCUUUAGACAUGGGAGGCAGACAGAGACAGAGACACAUGGAAAGAUAGAAAUGGGCAGAGACACACAGAGAGAGAUCGAGAUUCUGAAGGAGAAAUGGAUAGAGACAAAGAGACAUACGCAGAGACAGAGAAAGAGACGUGAGUGAGACACAGACAUGGGAAGACAUAGAGACAAAGAGAGAAACUGAGGCUGAGAGGAAGAGACACAGACAGAGAUUUCUUCUCCAGAGACAACCAAGCCAGCCUGAAUGACAGGAACAGGAGGCUGGGGGUACAGGGACGGUUGAGGGAGAGAUACUCAGAGAUGACAGACCCAGAUACCCUGAGAGGGAGGGAGGUGCAGAGGCUGCGUGAGCUGGCGUGCGGGCAUCAGGGAGAGGCAGACAGCGUGGAAAUGGCGAGGAGCCGCAGAGGCGGGCGACAGCAAGACAGGCAUAUUCCCCACAUUUGGAGAUGCCUCCACCCCACAGUGCACCCAUCUGGGCCUCCUGCCUAAACUGGAGAAGCCUCAGCUCCACACUCUGCCAGAUGGAAACCUGCCCCCAAGAGGUCUGGUCAUGGCAAGGGCAAGCAGGAACCUGCCAGAGACUGGGGUGUCCCCACCCCCACCUCCCUCAGACCCAGGAGCUUAAAACCCCAGUCCCCUCCAUCCUCAGACCCAGGAGUCCAGUCCCCAGCCACCUCUUCCCUCAGACCCAAGAGUUUAAGACCCCAGCCCCCUCCUCCCUCAGACCCAGGAGUCCAGGACCCCAGCCUCCUCCUCCAUCAGACCCAGGAGUCAGAGCCUCCACCCUUAUCCCUGCUGGGGACCCUAGCCUCAGCUUCCCAACUUUCCCUAAGGUUUCAGAGGUGGGCAGCCAAUGCUCACUCCUCCCAGGCCCACUCUCCUGCCUCCUCUCCCCCUCAGUUCUCAGCCUUGACCCCAGGACUUUCUGUCUCCACAUCCUACCAUCUGUGAGUCUGGCCAUCAGCAGAGGUGGAAACUUCCCUAUGUGGAGGUACAGCUGGAGGGGCUUCCUAUCCCCAGCCUGUCUCCUGUCUGAGACGCAGUGUUGCCGCAGGGCUGGCCCGGGGCCAGGCCUCCCGCCCACCCUGCACCCCUUGUCCUGCUCCCAGCCCUCCUGGCUGCAGCCCUUCCCUGUGCCCACCCAUCUGCCCCUGGUUCUGGGGGCAGGCAGCAGGCAGCUCAGUCCCUGGACAAGGUCACGAGGGGAUUAGCGCUGAGCUGCGCUGAGCCUUGGAUCACAGCUUGGCCCUGGGCCUGCAGGAUCGGUCAGCGGCCCUUGACAGCACCCAACCUCAUCUCAUCUCUUCUGCCCAGGCCCAGGCCCCAAAACCGCAGUGCCAGUCACUCCCUUUCCUGGGGUCAGUUCAGAUCAGGUCCAGGGUCCUGCCUCUUGCUGUUCUGCACCCCAAUUCCUGCCUGGUUCCAAUCUGACUGCACCCACCUCCUCAUGUGCCCACAGAUCCCACCAGCACCCAGCAGAGAGGCCAAGGCCCUCAGGACUGGCCUGUGCUCCAGCCAGGCCACUGCCCUGUGCACUUGGCUCCUCCCAGGCCUCUGUCCCAGCUGUGACCCCCACCUGGAGAGCCCUUUCUCCUCCUUUCCUGCCAGGCCUGUGGAGUCUGCAAAGAUUUGCUGAGUCUUUUGCAAGACAGUGACUCAGACAUCUGUAGGGCUGUGGGGAGACCCAGGAAGAACGAGCCGGGCUGAGAAGGCAGGGCCAGAGAGAGGGGCCCAGGAAGACCUGGGGCUGGAAGGACAGAAACCUGGGCAGAGAUGACACACUGAGAUGGACCCAGAGAGAAAGACACACCCACAAAAAGAGAAAGAUCCCAGUGAGAGAGAGACAGACUGGCAGACAGAUAAGCGACAGGAGAGAGGCAGAGCUAGAUAGAGAAAGACACACACAGAGCAUCACAGAGAAGGCAAGAACCCAAGAGAUGAAGAUAGAGACAUAAUGACAGAGAGAGACACAGAUAAAGAUGGAGGAAGACAGAGAGAGAAAACAAUGGCACUUGGAGACAGCCUUCAAUCUCAACAGACGCUAACUCAGGGGGGAGAGAUAGGAGCCCAGAGGGGUGGUGAGAAAUUCAGCCAGACUUGGGGAGAAAGUCCAAGAGAUGGAGACAGACAUCAUAUGAGACAGAGAGACAUAAAGAGCUAGAGCUCAAAGAGACACACGCAGAGACAGAGACAAAUAAAGUGAUGAGAGAGAAACAGGCACAGAGAGAGAAAGGGAGACUCAGAGAGAGACAGAGAUAGAGAGAUAAAGAUAGACAAAACAGAGCAAUAAGACAGAGACACACAGAUAGAGAGACCGAGAGAGACAGACGGAGAAAGAGAAAGAUAAGGACAGAGAGAAAGAGCAAAAGGCAGGCACGGAGAGAGAUCGGACAGGCCCAGAGAGAGAGAGAGACAGAGUUAAAAAGACUCUUAAAGACUAAAUGGGAGGGACGGGCAGAGACAAGCACAGAAAUAGAGAGAGACAGACCCCGACAGAGACUCUCAGGGCCAGAGACCCAGAGAUACAGAGUCCGAGGCAGUGAGACUGACUGGGAGCCAGAGACACACUCUCAGGUUCUCAGAGACACCCAGAGCCGGAUGGAAACUCACCAAGAGACACAGGGAGAGACAGAGAUCCACAGAGAUAGCCGCCUGCCCAGAGACAUGCUAGGAGCAGACACAGAGAGGAGAGCUACAGCCAGGGGCAUGGAGGGCCGGUGUCCCCCUUUAACCCCUUCUCGCCCGCAGUCUGGUCGCUCUGACAGCUAUCGUGUCGCCACCUCGCAGGACAAGAAAGAUGACAAGGGCUCGCCCAAGAAGGGCAAGGGCACCAAAGACCGCAGGGAUCUGGAUGACCUCAAGAAGGAGGUGGCAAUGACAGAGCACAAGAUGUCCGUGGAAGAGGUCUGCCGAAAGUACAACACGGACUGUGUGCAGGGUUUGACCCACAGCAAAGCCCAGGAGAUCCUGGCCCGAGAUGGGCCCAACGCGCUUACACCACCACCUACCACCCCAGAGUGGGUCAAGUUCUGCCGCCAGCUCUUUGGGGGCUUCUCCAUCCUGCUGUGGAUUGGAGCCAUCCUCUGCUUCCUGGCUUAUGGUAUCCAGGCUGGCACUGAGGACGACCCAUCUCGUGAUAAUCUGUACCUGGGCAUCGUGCUCGCGGCCGUGGUAAUCAUCACCGGCUGCUUCUCCUACUACCAGGAGGCCAAGAGCUCCAAGAUCAUGGAAUCCUUCAAGAACAUGGUUCCCCAGCAAGCCUUGGUGAUCCGGGAAGGUGAGAAGAUGCAGGUGAAUGCUGAGGAGGUGGUGGUUGGCGACCUGGUGGAGAUCAAGGGUGGAGACCGAGUUCCUGCCGACCUGCGCAUCAUCUCAGCCCACGGCUGCAAAGUGGACAACUCCUCCCUGACUGGCGAAUCAGAGCCCCAGACCCGCUCUCCCGACUGCACACAUGACAACCCCUUGGAGACUCGAAACAUCACCUUCUUUUCCACAAACUGUGUGGAAGGCACCGCUCGGGGUGUGGUGGUGGCAACCGGGGACCGCACUGUCAUGGGACGCAUAGCCACCCUGGCUUCGGGGCUGGAGGUGGGCAAGACACCCAUUGCCAUCGAAAUCGAGCACUUCAUCCAGCUCAUCACUGGCGUGGCCGUCUUCCUGGGCGUCUCCUUCUUCAUCCUCUCCCUCAUUCUGGGGUACAGCUGGCUCGAGGCCGUCAUCUUCCUCAUCGGCAUCAUCGUGGCCAAUGUACCAGAGGGUCUGCUGGCCACUGUCACUGUGUGUCUGACGCUGACCGCCAAGCGCAUGGCCCGGAAGAACUGCCUUGUGAAAAACCUGGAGGCUGUUGAGACCCUGGGCUCCACGUCCACCAUCUGCUCAGACAAGACAGGGACCCUCACCCAGAACCGCAUGACGGUUGCCCACAUGUGGUUUGACAACCAAAUCCACGAGGCCGACACCACCGAGGACCAGUCAGGAACCUCCUUCGACAAGAGCUCACACACAUGGGUGGCCCUGUCCCACAUCGCCGGCCUUUGCAAUCGCGCCGUCUUCAAGGGUGGCCAGGAUAACAUCCCUGUGCUGAAGAGGGAUGUGGCCGGGGAUGCCUCUGAGUCUGCCCUGCUGAAGUGCAUUGAGCUGUCCUCCGGCUCUGUGAAGCUGAUGCGCGAACGCAACAAGAAGGUGGCUGAGAUUCCUUUCAACUCCACCAACAAAUACCAGCUGUCCAUCCACGAGACCGAGGACCCCAACGACAAUCGGUACCUGCUGGUGAUGAAGGGUGCCCCUGAGCGCAUCCUGGACCGCUGCUCCACCAUCCUGCUGCAGGGCAAGGAGCAGCCGCUAGAUGAGGAGAUGAAGGAGGCCUUCCAGAAUGCCUACCUCGAACUCGGCGGCCUGGGCGAGCGCGUGCUUGGCUUCUGCCAUUACUACCUGCCUGAGGAACAGUUCCCCAAGGGCUUUGCCUUCGACUGCGACGACGUGAACUUCACCACGGACAACCUCUGCUUUGUGGGCCUCAUGUCCAUGAUCGACCCACCCCGGGCAGCUGUCCCCGAUGCAGUUGGCAAGUGCCGAAGUGCAGGCAUCAAGGUUAUCAUGGUCACGGGGGAUCACCCCAUCACCGCCAAGGCCAUUGCCAAGGGUGUGGGCAUCAUCUCAGAGGGCAACGAGACGGUGGAGGACAUCGCUGCCAGGCUCAACAUCCCCGUCAGCCAAGUCAACCCCCGGGACGCCAAGGCCUGUGUGAUCCACGGCACCGACCUCAAGGACUUCACCUCCGAGCAAAUUGAUGAGAUUCUGCAGAACCACACUGAGAUCGUGUUUGCCCGCACGUCCCCCCAGCAGAAACUCAUCAUUGUGGAGGGCUGUCAGAGACAGGGAGCAAUUGUGGCCGUGACUGGAGAUGGUGUGAACGACUCCCCUGCUCUGAAGAAGGCUGACAUCGGGGUGGCAAUGGGUAUUGCUGGCUCAGACGUCUCUAAGCAGGCAGCCGACAUGAUUCUGCUGGAUGACAACUUUGCCUCCAUUGUCACGGGUGUGGAGGAGGGCCGCCUGAUCUUCGACAACCUGAAGAAGUCCAUCGCCUACACCCUGACCAGCAACAUCCCCGAGAUCACGCCCUUCCUGCUGUUCAUCAUGGCCAACAUCCCACUGCCCCUGGGCACCAUCACCAUCCUCUGCAUCGACCUGGGCACUGACAUGGUGAGCCACAGCCAUGCCUGGGCCCUGGGAGGGCAGCGCCUUCCCCUCCCCGGCUCACCUGGUCUCUCCUGCCAGGUCCCCGCCAUCUCACUGGCAUACGAGGCUGCUGAGAGUGACAUCAUGAAGAGACAGCCCAGGAACCCACGGACCGACAAGCUGGUCAAUGAGAGGCUCAUCAGCAUGGCUUACGGGCAGAUUGGAAUGAUCCAGGCGCUUGGUGGCUUUUUCUCCUACUUUGUGAUCCUGGCAGAAAAUGGCUUCUUGCCCGGCAACCUGGUGGGCAUCCGACUGAACUGGGAUGACCGCACUGUCAAUGACCUGGAGGACAGCUACGGGCAGCAGUGGACAUACGAGCAGAGGAAAGUGGUGGAGUUCACAUGCCACACGGCCUUCUUUGUGAGCAUUGUGGUCGUUCAGUGGGCCGACCUCAUCAUCUGCAAGACCCGAAGGAACUCAGUCUUCCAGCAGGGCAUGAAGAACAAGAUCCUGAUCUUCGGCUUGUUUGAGGAGACAGCCCUUGCUGCCUUCCUGUCCUACUGCCCUGGCAUGGAUGUGGCCCUCCGCAUGUACCCUCUCAAGCCCAGCUGGUGGUUCUGUGCCUUCCCCUACAGUUUCCUCAUCUUCGUCUACGACGAAAUCCGCAAACUCAUUCUGCGCAGGAACCCCGGGGGUGAGGGGCAUCACAGGGUGAAAGGGGAAGAUUGGGGGGAUAGGGCCAGGACAGCUGGAGUGGGGAGGCGGGAAGAAGCUUUGUGGGUGCCUUGUUGGGUGGAGAAAGAAACCUACUACUGA
Molecule: messenger RNA, 7226 nt
Organism: Loxodonta africana (African savanna elephant)
Lineage: Eukaryota; Metazoa; Chordata; Mammalia; Proboscidea; Elephantidae
Gene: ATP1A3
Product: ATPase Na+/K+ transporting subunit alpha 3
Exons: 21
Coding region: 3831-7226 (1131 amino acids)
Biological process (GO): intracellular potassium ion homeostasis; intracellular sodium ion homeostasis; sodium ion export across plasma membrane
Cellular component (GO): plasma membrane
Molecular function (GO): ATP binding; ATP hydrolysis activity; P-type sodium:potassium-exchanging transporter activity
Source: RefSeq, a predicted model, not a curated record